AUGGCGACUCGCUACCUCAACUUUGUGAAGUUGGCUAAACUUUCUAAGAGGAUUUCAUUCUCCACUAAGCAAUGUAUAACACAUCCAGUGUCUUCAAUGUUCUUUAAAACAUCAUUUACAACACGAAUGAUCAGUUUGGGACCUCGAAAGCUUACAUUUGGUAAGAAAACCGAUUUGGAAGUUAUGAUGAAAGAAAUUAAACUUGCACGACAUAAAAACUUUGUCGAAGAUUUCCCGACUACUUUUUGCGCGGAACUUUUGGGCAAUCGUUGUGACGACAUAGAUUAUAAGAUGGUACGGAAGAAGCAACCAUUCUUUUUGCAUUAUCGUGUAGAGCUUUUGAAACAACGCGUUCAUUUUAUGGAUGAAACAGGGUGGGAACAUGUUCAAAAAAGGAAAUCCAUUGAACGUCAACCACCCGUCCUAAUGUUAUGUUUUGCUGACGAGGGGUUUGUGGCGUAUUAUGUACGUGGUUUAAUUCCUUGUGGAGAAGCUUCAGAUGGAUCUACAAAACUUGUUUAUUUCCUGUAUAAAUGUCAACCUAAACUUAGGAGUCACGUGUUUAAAAUUGAAGAGAAUUUAAAUUUUGUGUGUGAACACUUGGGUACUACAAAUGAACGUGCUUUGAAAAUAGCCAUAAAUAUGCCAUGCUUUUUGUUAUGGAAUGUUGAAAAAGCAAAGGAAGAAUUUCGAAUCAUGCAUCGAGAUUAUGGUUUGCCUUCUGGUUACAAUCUUGACUACCAUACAGCAUCAGUAUUUCCUCCAAUGCUACAAAAAUCAUCUAUAGUGAAUUAUGGAUUAUUGACAAAUCAAACAAAUCAUGAACUUGUGAAAGAACUCAAUUUCUUUUCUUUCUCUGAUGUGUUAGAAAAAAGUUUCUAUUUGCCUAAACCUAAGCCUGAAGAUUUAUCCAACUUCCUUAUCUAUGCUUCAAGAUGUGAGGGUGUCAAUGAGAAUGCUGACCAGACUGACAAAUGAUGAUGUCCUACAAUGAAAUGCUUUUAUCUCUGAUGUUGUUGUGAAAAUGUCGAAGGUCGAUGCUACAAAUGUGUGGUUUGUUUCCUUGAUUGUCACUUUACAAAAUAAUUUUUUAUUAUACUUCAAGCAUCUGUUAUCGUAAAUGUACAAAAUUUUUCAUCUGUUUCCAACACACUCACUGGUUGAGUGUGUACCAUGAGGUAAGAGCAAAGUAAGGUUGGAUAAUAGUGUACACAAGGUGUACAAAUGGCACUUCUAUUGUUUGUUUUUCGAGAAUGGAAUGUGACACAUAUAUAUUUUCAGAAAGAAAUCACAAAGAAAAAAUUGCAAAAAUUUUGCACUAAAAAACUAAGUCUUUUGAUCAAAUUCUUUUAUGACAUCCUGAAGGAAGUCAUUUUUUAAUAGUCAGGAAACAGGGGGAACAAAGUUCACAGAUUUGUGAACUUUUUGCUUUCUUCAUGAACAUUUCAUGAACAUUAAAAGUUUGUGAACUUUUUGUAAACUUUUCAAAAUUUUAUGAAUUUUUGUAUUUUCAUCAUAUUUUUUAAAGAAAGUAGAUAAAUCAUAGGUCAAUGAAA
Molecule: messenger RNA, 1556 nt
Organism: Xenia sp. Carnegie-2017
Lineage: Eukaryota; Metazoa; Cnidaria; Anthozoa; Malacalcyonacea; Xeniidae
Exons: 1
Coding region: 1-978 (325 amino acids)
Source: RefSeq, a predicted model, not a curated record